AUAGAAGUUUACCCAUAGGAGAGAAGGGAGGCUGGUUUUUGGGAGGUCCAAUCUAUCUAUGCUUUGCUUGCAGAGUUCAAUGGAUCGUUGAUCGAUUCAAGACCGAUUUGAUUCGAUCUUCUUCUCUUCUCGUCCCUGAGCCUUCCCCGAUUUCCUUUUUCCAGCACCAUGUCUCAAUACCAAGAGUAUCACAUGGAGAAUGCAGCUGAUGAUCAUGACAUGGGAGUAGUGGAUGAUGAAAUAUAUUUUCAGGGCAGAGUAAUGGGUGACUCUGACACUGACGAUGAUGAUGACUAUGCCCAUUUGGACGAUAAGAAGACAGAUAUAUCAGCUGCUGAUGCUAGGAGAGGAAAAGAUAUACAGGGAAUCCCCUGGGAGAGAUUAAGGAUCACCCGGGAACAAUAUAGGAAAACCAGGCUUGAGCAGUACAAGAACUAUGAAAAUGUGCCACAAUCAGGAGAGUGUUCCCAAAAGGGGUGUAAACCAACGAAGAGAGAUGGAAAUUACUACAAGUUCUGGCGAAAUACUAAAUCGGUGAAAUCAACAAUUCUUCAUUUUCAAUUGAGGAACUUAGUUUGGUCAACCACAAAGCAUGAUGUUUACCUAAUGUCCAAUUUCUCCAUCAUCCACUGGUCAUCAUUGACAUGCAAGAAAACUGAAGUCCUUGAUGUUUAUCGGCAUGUAGCUCCCCGCGAGAAACAUCCUGGCAGUCUCUUGGAGGGUUUUGCUCAAACUCAAGUCAGUACUCUCGCUGUACGUGAUAAAUUCUUGAUUGCUGGGGGGUUUCAAGGGGAGCUUAUCUGUAAGCAUUUGGACCGGCCUGGUGUUAGCUUCUGUUCGAGGACAACAUAUGAUGAUAAUGCCAUUACAAAUGCAGUUGAAAUAUAUGACAGGCCAAGCGGGGCAGUGCAUUUCAUGGUAUCAAAUAAUGACUGUGGAGUCCGGGACUUUGAUAUGGAGAGGUUUACGCUUUGCAAGCAUUUUAAUUAUCCUUGGCCAGUAAAUCAUACCUCUAUGAGUCCUGAUGGUAAGCUUCUUGUUAUCGUGGGUGAUGACCCUGACGGGAUGUUGGUAGAUUCGCAAACAGGAAAGGUGGUAAUGCCGUUAGUGGGGCACCUGGAUUUCUCCUUUGCAUCUUCAUGGCACCCAGAUGGCCGCAUCUUUGCAACAGGGAAUCAAGACAAGACUUGCCGAGUUUGGGAUGUCCGGAACCUGUCAAAAUCACUAGCUGUGCUCAAGGGAAAUAUCGGAGCCAUCAGGUCUCUUAGGUUCUCAUCUGACGGGCAGUUCAUGGCUAUGGCGGAGCCCGCAGAUUUUGUGCACGUGUAUGAUGUGAAGAAUGGAUUUGAGGAGGAGCAGGAGAUUGACUUCUUUGGGGAGAUCUCUGGUAUAUCAUUUAGCCCAGACACCGAGUCUCUUUUCAUUGGAGUGUGGGACCGCACCUAUGGUAGCCUCCUUCAGUACAACAGAUCCAGAAAAUACUCAUAUCUCGACUCCGUGUUGUGAAAUCAUCCUCAUAAAAUGUAUGCAUGGAGUGUUUAUCCUUUGGGUGGUGUACAUGCAGAUAGGGACAGUGACCCCAUUGGCAUAAAUGUUUUGAAGAAGGGGGUCAAUAUGUUUUUAGCUUUAUGGUUCAAUUUCUACCUUCUUGUGGUGCUUCAGGGUCUCAAUAAUGUCAGUGUUAUAGGGGAGAGGAGGAUGGUUGUUCUGUGAGGCGUAAAACGAUAAUGAUUGUGUAUAUGCUAGCUAAUCUUUGAAUUAGUUGAUAUUAUGGAACUUUGUUACUGAACUUAUAGCCGUUUGAUUAUGGGGAUGUGAAUAAGGAGUUUUCUUUCUUUAGUCAAAA
Punica granatum (pomegranate) is the source of this 1846-nucleotide messenger RNA. NCBI's taxonomy places the organism in Eukaryota, Viridiplantae, Streptophyta, Magnoliopsida, Myrtales, Lythraceae. The record is from RefSeq and is a predicted model, not a curated record.